Molecule: messenger RNA, 1163 nt
Organism: Nymphaea colorata (pocket water lily)
Lineage: Eukaryota; Viridiplantae; Streptophyta; Magnoliopsida; Nymphaeales; Nymphaeaceae
Product: cysteine-rich receptor-like protein kinase 10
Exons: 7
Coding region: 57-1163 (368 amino acids)
Biological process (GO): protein phosphorylation
Molecular function (GO): protein kinase activity; ATP binding
Source: RefSeq, a predicted model, not a curated record
UCCGCAUCCGAAAGAGGAAAGAGCUUGCCGUGGAUCUAAGAAGAUAUAGGAAUGAGAUGGCUUCACUUGGUAAUCUCCCUGAGGAUGAAAGAAACGAUGAGCUACCUCAGUACAGCCUAAAGGCAGUGCAGGUGGCCACCACCAAUUUUUCAGAGGAGAAUAAGCUCGGAAAAGGAGGGUUUGGCCCUGUGCAUAAGGGUGAACUCAAUGGUCGGGUUGUUGCUGUGAAAAGGCUUUCUGAAAGUUCUGGGCAGGGCUUGAAUGAGUUUAUGAAUGAAAUUAUAUUGAUCGCAAAGCUUCAACACAAGAACUUGGUUCGACUGUUGGGUUGCUGUGUAGAGCGGGGAGAAAAGAUGCUUAUCUAUGAAUUCAUGCUCAAUGGCAGUCUUGAUGCGUUCUUUAAUGACCCACAGAAGCGUCAAUCGUUGGACUGGGAGAAGCGAUUCAAUAUAAUUAUGGGAAGUGCAAAGGGGAUUAUGUAUCUUCAUGAAGAUUCCCGGCUCAACAUCAUUCAUCGGGAUCUUAAAGCAGGCAAUGUUUUAUUGGAUGAACAGAUGACAGCAAAGAUUUCUGAUUUCGGAAUGGCCAGAAUCUUUAAAGGAGACAACAACCCAAAAGCCACCCAACGUAUUGUUGGAACUCAUGGAUACAUGGCUCCUGAGUAUGCCAUAGAUGGGCAAUUUUCCAUCAAAUCAGACGUCUACAGCUUUGGUGUACUGCUCUUAGAAAUUGUCAGUGGUCAGACAUACGGUGGAUUUCACUUUUCUAAAAUGGGUUAUAGCCUGAUUGGAUAUGCCUGGACUCUAUGGCACAAGGGGAGUAUGUCAGACUUCAUAGAUCCACUGCUUGGAGAAUCCGCCCCAACAAGUCAAAUUUUAAGAUGUUUCCACAUUGGCUUACUAUGCGUUCAGGAGGAUCCUGCAAACAGACCCACUAUGUCAGCCAUUAUAAAGAUGCUUGAAAGUGAUUCGCCUAUGCUUCCAGCUCCCCAACAACCCCCUCUGGCUUUCAGCAGAACCGGUGAACAACCCAGUGGUUGGAUUGUUGCAGUGAAAAGGCUUUCUGAACGUUUUGGGCAAGGCUUGAAGGAAUUUAUGAGUGAAGUUAUAUUGAUUCCAAAGCUUCGUCACAAGAACUUGGUUCAUUUGUGGGUUGCUGUGUAA